CUCCCAUCAAGUGAACAUAAGAUCAUGGAUGUUCCCCCACUGGUACUACUCCUCUGCCUUCACACUUUGCUUCUCCUCCUCCACCAUACCAAUUGCAAAACCUUAAACACAAUCAGCCAGACCAUUCCUCUUCAUGACGGCGAUGUUUUGUUAUCUGAGAACAAAAACUUUGCGCUUGGGUUCUUCAGUCCCGGAAAUUCUACCCGCCGCUUCAUUGGGACUUGGUACAACAAGGUUAGUGAACCCACAGUUUUCUGGGUGGCUAACAGAGACAGGCCAAUCAAUGACACCUCUGGCGUACUCUCGAUCAACUCCCAUGGAGACCUUGUCCUCCACUGUUGCAACAAUGGAAGCUCAACCAUCUGGUCGACAAACGUUUCGACCACAAGUUCAGACAAUGCCACCACUGCCCAGCUACGAGACACUGGCAACCUCAAUUUGCUCCAAAGGCUAGGCAAUCGUGUCAUGUGGCAGAGCUUUGAUCAUCCAUCAGAUACCCUUAUGCCUUUCAUGAAACUUGGGCAGGAUCCAAUAACCGGCAUGGAUUGGGUCCUGACUUCCUGGAGGUCUGAGGAUGACCCAGGAUCGGGGAAUUUCACUUUCAGGAUCGACUUCAUGGGUUACCCACAACUAUUUCUCUACAAAAAUGGGGCCCCGCGUUGGCGGGGAGGGCCAUGGACGGGGCUGCGGUGGAGUGGCAUGCCCCGGAUGACCAAUAAUUACAUAGUUGACAUCAGCUUUGAGAAUAACCAGAAAGAGUUCUCCAUUUUGUAUGGGUUAAGGAACACGUCGACUAUCUCAAGGAUGGUGGUAGAAUCCUCGGGCAUGAUCUGUCGGUUCAUUUGGCAUGCCGGGGAUGGCCAGUGGAAUGAGUUAUGGACAGCUCCUGUGCACGAAUGCGACUACUACAAGGCUUGUGGGCCUAACAGCAACUGCAACCCAUAUAAUGCAGACCAGUUCAUAUGUACUUGCCUCCCUGGGUUUGAGCCCCAGACACCAGCAGAUUGGCUCCUCAGGGAUGGCUCUGGUGGAUGCAUAAGGUCCCUUGGGGCCUCUACAUGCCAGAGCGGGGAAGGAUUUGUCAAGGUGGCCCUUGUGAAGGUCCCCGACACUUCCCGGGCCUAUGUCAACAUGAGCAUGAGCCUGAAAGAGUGCGAGAGGGAGUGCUUGAAGAACUGUUCCUGCACAGCCUACGCAAGUGCUGAUGAGAGACAGGGAGGCACUGGGUGCUUGGCAUGGUACGGUGAUCUGCUGGAUAUAAGGACAUUUUCUAAUACCGGACAGGAAUUAUAUGUGCGGGUUGAUGCGGCCAUUUUAGCUCGUUUGACGAAGAAGGAUCGAUCUCCUAGGAAGUGGUUAAUAGGGGUAACCUUAUUAGCUAGUGUGAUUCUGGCAUUCCUGGUCGUCUUGUUUAUGAUGAAGAAAAGGCACUGGAGAACAAAGCCUUCUGCUACCCCAAGUGCUGCACAUUUUGGGGAUGAUGAAUCUCGGAAUAUGCAGGACAUCGAAUAUGACAGCAGAACCUCCGAUUUGCCAUUCUUUGAUCUAAGUACCAUAGCCACUGCCACAAACAAUUUUUCUUUCAUCAACAAGCUGGGGAAAGGUGGAUUCGGUUCCGUUUAUAAGGGAGUACUAGAUAACGGAAUGGAAAUAGCGGUUAAGAGAUUGUCUAAAUCUUCGGGACAAGGAACCAAAGAGUUUAAGAACGAGGUCACAUUGAUUGCUAAGCUGCAGCACAGGAAUCUUGUGAAAAUCCUAGGCUGCUGUAUCCAAGGAGACGAGAAAAUGUUGAUUUAUGAAUACCUCCCAAAUAAAAGCUUGGACUCAUUUCUUUUCAAUGAAGAGAAGAAGUCUCUACUCGACUGGAGAAAACGCUUUGAAAUUGCUAUGGGCAUAGCUAGAGGGAUCUUGUACUUACACCAGGAUUCGAGGUUGAGAAUCAUCCACCGGGAUCUAAAAGCGAGCAACGUGUUGCUCGAUGCUUCCAUGAAUCCGAAAAUCUCUGAUUUUGGCAUGGCUAGGAUAUGCGGAGGGGAUCAGGUUGAAGGAAAUACCAGACGAGUUGUAGGGACCUAUGGUUACAUGUCACCAGAGUAUGCGAUGGAGGGGCUGUUUUCGAUCAAAUCUGAUGUUUACAGUUUUGGAGUUUUGUUGUUGGAGAUCAUUUCCGGAAAAAGAAACAGCAGCUUUUACCAGGAGAAUUCUACUUCCAACAUAAUUGGCCAUGUAUGGGAGUUGUGGAAUGAAGAAUCGUGCUUGGACAUUGUUGACCCAUCAAUGGACAUCAUGUAUCCCGAGCAUGAAGUCCUGAGAUGCAUCCAGAUCAGUUUGUUGUGUGUGCAAGAAUUCCCAAUGGAUAGGCCAACCAUGUCCACGGUUGUGUUCAUGCUGGGGAACAGCACGAGGCUUCCUUCACCGAAGCAGCCCGCUUUUGCUUUCAAGAGGACACAGGGCAGAGCUGACGCCUCUUCUUCUGGUGAAAGGACCAACUCAAUAAAUGACAUGUCCCUUACUGUUGUCGAAGCUCGUUGAGGUGCAGUUUUCUACUAGGAUUGGUACAUGAAUAAAAUGUAUUAGCUUUGAUGGACCUAUUGUGAAGAGUGUUGUGUUGUUGUUUCCUUUUUUCUUUUUACUUUUUUUCUUUUUCAUCAUAAAGGGGCUAAUAAGUUCCACCAGCAAGGAAUGAACCCUGAACCUCUUGAUUCUGAGUCAACUCCUUGUGCCAUUACACUUAAAGCGCGUGUUCAGCGUAUAAGAAGUUUGAACAAUACAAAACAUAUCAUGUUUAAACGAUAUGAUAUGCUAAGAAGUUGAGCUGGGCCUAAAAGUUGGUGGUGUCUGUUCUCUUACGAACAAAAAAUGAAAUAUUUCUCACUUAUGAAA
Molecule: messenger RNA, 2883 nt
Organism: Punica granatum (pomegranate)
Lineage: Eukaryota; Viridiplantae; Streptophyta; Magnoliopsida; Myrtales; Lythraceae
Source: RefSeq, a predicted model, not a curated record